UCCAAGAUGGCGUUCGCCGAGCGGAGUACGCUGUCGGGCAGGAACGCGUGAGGGUAAAAGAAAAAAAAGAAGAGGAGGAAUAUGCCACAGGGUAUCGUCAACGCUUCGCGCGGGGUGCUCGCGUGAGGGAUCGGGGCGGCAGCAGUGCGCGCAUCCUCGGCGAUCCUCGGCGUUAACCUAAGUUGUGGCGGGGACUGCGGCGUGGCGAGGUGCGGUACAGCGCGACGCGAAACAACGAGGUUCCUUUUCUUCCGCCUCUCCCUGCCUCGCGCGCGGCCUGGCAUGGAAGCGCGACCCGGCUGGGCGACCGAGCUCGCUGGACGCCAGGGUACGGCGGCGCCGUGACGUCGCUCUCGGCUUCCGAGGCACCGAGCGAGACGAGGAUAUCUAGACGCGAGAGCCAGGACCGGCCAUGGCGUCUCUCGUGCGCGCGUGAUCGCCGAUCGAGCGGUGUGAUUGAGGAAGAAAGUGAGCGAGGAAGAGGAACGCCAGGAUCGUCGUCCACGAGGAGACGAGAAGCUACUUAUCACCGUCGUCGUCUUGUCGGUGGCUUAUCCUGGACCGUUGAUUAUCUAUAUCCGGUAUAAGGAACCGAAUGUUUAGAUUGCACGACUCACGUGAUGUGUCCCUGGACUGAGUCAGUUGUUCGAUGGACAGUGUGGUCAAGCAGUUUUUGAUAGGAAGCUACGAGAGGAUACUCUCUUGAGUCAAAAGUUGUAGGAGGAAAUAUAUUAAAUGACAUGUAAUGUGUUAAAUAGAAAGUGUUAAGCUUAAUAGAUAUUAGUAUCAUAUUUCAAGUGCGUGUGAGACAUUUCAUGAUAUGAUAUACAUCAAUAAGAUAUACAUUGUGAUUUAACGGACAGUGCACACCAUGUCUAAUAGUCUGGACAGCUUUCUGACACGCAUCGGGGACGUCACAAUUGAACGUGUGACUCCUCGCGGUGGCUCCAAGCCCAGUGAAACGAGUAUGAUGACGAAUGAGGCUGCGACCGGUACAAACAUGAAUGUGGAACCGCAGGCGACCAAUGACGAAAGUUCGGAUGAAUCGAGCGGCGAAACAACAGACGGAGAGCAGGAGAAAAAACUCGACGCUUUACAGUCCGAGGAAAUAGAAGAGAUACGCUCCGAGGGUUCGGGGGACGAUAUGGAUCUGGAUGAAACGAUCGACUCGCAGAUUGGUGUUAGAAUAGACUCAGACAGGCAGCAGCAUCAUCAAGAAGAGGAUGAUGAGGAACAAGUUAACAUCUUGGACACUUUGCCAUUGGAAGGAGCGCCCAUAGAAGGCCAAGAAGUGUCUGAGGCCGAUUUGCUAGGAAAGCCAAUAUCGAAGGAUUCAGACGAUGAAGAGAGUUUGGAUAACGAAAAAGGAGAUGGACAGAGUGCAGAGGAGGAAGGUGAUAGUAAUAAGAGACACGCUGAUUCCGAUCAUUCUGACAGCGCGAAGAAAAAAGCGAAGAAAGAGGACAGUAAUACAGAGGGUAGCACGUCGGAAUGUGAAUUAAAGUCGGAAAAGAAAUUAGCCAACAUGCGAAGAAACAUCCGAGAAGUGAUGGACGAGGCGCAACUUGACGAGGCUACGCUCUCCGCUCAGAGACAGGAAAUGGAGCGUCUCAGGCGAGUACAGGAGCAACAGAGGAUCAUCCGCGAGGUACAACGUCAAAUGGCGAUCAAUCGAGCGCAGAAUAACAAGGCGCAAACACGUGUUAUCAGCCUUUUACAUGCAAAGCAAAAUCAGGCUAGCACUACCAUGAUCUCACAGUCGUCUUCUCCGGCGUCGUCGACUACACCGUCUACCCAAGUUCGUUUGCCGAAUACCGUGCUUCUGAAAGUGAAUUCUGGCUCUGGUACCGGUGUUCAGACUACUCAGGCAACCGGAAUGCAAGCGGGACAGAUUCAGAGGAGAUCAGUGGACAGUGGAAUGCGUUGGCAAAAGGGCAGAGGUGGCUACCAAGGAGCACAAACGUCCAUCUCGCGGGUCCCGAAUCGCUCCGGUGCGCCCAAUAUGCUUCAGCAAAGGAUUCGUAUGAUGACACCAUCCGUGAGUAUAUCACCAGUGGUGCCUAAAAAAGAGCCGAUGGAUCAGAGUGCAGAGUAUUAUUCGGAUUCCGAGAUGUCUGAUUUGGAAGCUGAGGAGAUGAUACGUGAAAAGCAAGUACAUGCAAUGCGGAAGACGCCUGGCGUACCCAAAUAUCAGAGGCCGGCCAAGGGCAAAGAUGUAGUGACGAUAUCAAGUUCGAGUGAUAGUUCAGACGACGAUUGUAUAGUCCUAAGCGAUCCCAGUGGUGAAGAAGAGACCGAUAACGAGGACGAUCCAUCCAACUCCGGUAUGCACACCAACGAUCGGUACAACGUUCCGGACGAACACGGGCGCGUAUUAAUAAACGUUGGCCAUCCUGAAACCGAACCGGACGUGUUCCUUGCACCGCAAGUGGCUCGCAUCAUCAAACCGCAUCAGAUCGGUGGUAUACGCUUUCUCUUCGACAACAUUAUUGAGACUAUUGAGAGGUAUAAAACCAGUAGCGGUUUUGGCUGCAUCCUCGCUCACAGUAUGGGCUUGGGCAAGACCCUCCAGGUCGCUAGUUUUUGUGAUUUUUUUCGAUGCACUACUGCCAAGACUGUUCUCUGUAUCAUGCCCAUAAACACGCUCCAAAACUGGCUAGCAGAAUUUAACAUGUGGUUGCCGUAUGAAGAUCCUGCUAUUACUGCCGAGAAGGAAUCUAAGGCUGCAAAUGUCAAGGUAGAACCUGGAAUGGAUAUGAAGCACGAGAUGAAAGAAGAAAGUUGCGGUAAUCAGAGUGAUAUGUCCAAUAUGUCGCGGCCUAUCAGUACGGAAUCCGCACAUCGUUUUGGCCAGGACACCGCUGCUGCAUCGCAACAACCGAUGAAUGUCAUGCCGGAUAAUCCCUACAUGAAUUCUCAUCAUGGUUACGAGCCGCGUAAUAUGAUUUCGGGCGGUUACAUGCAAGAUCCUACUAUGAUGAAUAAGAAUAUGACUGAACCGCGCGCGUCGCAUAUGCCACCAAACUAUCAUCAAGGCGAGAUACCGCAAAAUCCGUUGUACAACGCGAAUCCGAAUCCGCUUUCUAAUUUCCCUGACACAAUGAAAUCCGAUCCAGUGAAUUGUCAUAGUAUGCCACCCGGGCAGAACAUGACGGGACCAAAAUUCGGCAUGGAGCAUCAAGCUAUUGGCGUUAUGUAUCCCGGUAUGGAGAAUCGAUCACAGGGUAAUUCUAUGUAUCCCGAUAUGGAGAAUCGAAACGUUCCGGCGAUGUACGCAGGCAUGGGUGAGCAUCAUUCUGCGCCGAUGUAUCCUAAUUACAACAAUCCUUCUAGCACUUUUGCGAGUUACGGCAGUCAGACUAAUCAACAUGAGCUGGAACCAAAGAGGGAGAACAUGCUGCCAGGAGGAAUGCUGCCAUCUCAGAACGUGAAUGUGAAAAAGGAACCGGAAGAGACGAUCAAGAAAGAAGAGAGUACGAUAACGAAAGAAGAGUUGACGGAGGAAAAGAAGGAGGCAAUUGAAAAGGUGAAGACACCGUACAGCGUGAACACGCCCAUUGGCUCGGAAGUACGUCCGAGGCACUUCCGCCUGCAUAUUUUGAAUGAUUCGCAUAAAACCAUGACGGCGAGAGCGAAGGUAAUCCAAGAAUGGCAAUCGACCGGCGGCGUUUUGCUGAUAGGCUACGAGUUGUACAGACAAUUAUCUUUGAAGAAGCCCAAUAAGGCGAAACGAAAGCGCGGUCAACCUUUCAAGGAUACUGUAGACGUAGAAGAGGAAGAUAAGAACAAAGGUCUGCUGGACGAAAUGCACGUAGCUCUUGUGAAUCCUGGACCAGAUUUGGUAAUCUGCGAUGAAGGUCAUCGCAUUAAGAACUCGCAUGCUAGUAUCAGUAUGGCAUUGAAGCAGAUGCGUACGAAACGCAGGAUCGUCCUGACCGGUUAUCCAUUGCAGAAUAAUCUUCUGGAAUAUUGGUGUAUGGUGGAUUUUGUGAGACCGAAUUAUCUGGGCACCAAGAGCGAAUUUUGCAACAUGUUCGAGAGACCGAUACAGAAUGGCCAAUGUAUCGAUUCCACGCCUCAAGAUAUACGCUUGAUGCGGUAUCGCGCGCACGUUUUGCAUGCUUUAUUGGAGGGUUUUGUGCAGAGGAGAUCUCAUUCCGUGUUGCAGAUGUCGUUACCGCGUAAGGAGGAAUACAUUCUUCUCAUCAGGAUGACGCCUCAUCAGCGUAAACUAUACGAUACGUUCAUGAAUCAGGUGGUGAAAACGCGCGCGGUGCCGAAUCCGUUGAAAGCUUUCGCCGUAUGUUGCAAGAUUUGGAAUCAUCCAGACAUUUUGUACCAUUUUCUUCGCAAGCGUCAAGCGAACGAAGAGGAUGAUUUGGAUCUAGAGGAGACAAUUGGAGAGAAGUCUACGCCGGGUGGCAAGAGAUCUAAAGCGCGUCAAUCAAAAGGCGAAUCGAAGAAAUCUAAGAAAGGUACGACGAUAAAGAACAAGCCCGCGGCUAGCGUACAACCGAACGCUUCCUCAUCAUCUAGCAACGAUAACGCGGAAGCUGAAAACGCACAUAAUACUCCGAAGCAAAAUAAUUAUACUAAUUUUCCGAUGCCGGUUUCCAACUCAGGAUAUUCCAACUCUAUACAGCAGGGAUCUUAUCCUCCUCACGGUUAUCAAAACUACCGUCCAAACGAUCAAAAUACAUACUAUAGGAAUGAUAAUAACAGUGAAUAUAAUCACGGAGAAUUUUAUAAUAAUCAAGGACAGAGAUAUGGCAAUCAACCAUUUCAAUCGUAUACUCAAACAUCUGGCUACAAUACAUCGCAAGGAUAUCCUAAUCAGUCGCAAAAUUACAUGCAGUCGAAUGAGCAGUCGACGAAUCAUCCUCAAAGAUACAGCAGUGCAGCGGCUGGAUCUGAUUUCAGAUCGGAUCAAAAUCAAGGAAAUAAUUACGAAGCACCGGGAAUGUUUUCACGGCAAAAUUAUCCCUAUCAGGAGCAGCAGCGUAAUUAUACGCCGAAUUUGAAUCAAGGGCCUAACAAUUAUUCCCAGGUUCCUAAUCAGCCUUCCUUUCAGACUCAGAUGCCGAAUCAGUCUGCGAAUAUGCCGAUGACAGAUUACUCGUCAUAUGCCACGAAUCAGAAUCAAAAUUACACGCCGACGCCGGCUCAGACGAAUCCGAUAUAUCCGCGAAACGACACGCAACCACUGCAGAAUUCGACGAUGGGUUAUCCUGUGUCACAACAAGGUCAAUCUUCGACUCAAAAUCAAACUCAAACCACUGGCUAUCUGCUACCGCCGCAACAGGGUCAGAACACAUCACCCGGCCAAAAUCGAGGUUUCUCGCCGAACCAGCAGAAUCAACAGAAUCUGAACUUGCAAACUCAAUCUCAUUCGUACACCGGCCAGCAACCUCAAGGUAUGCCUCUUCAAGGUCAGUCGCAUGCCUAUCCUACGCAGGUGAAUCCAACUCCGCCGCAGACUCCACAGCAUGGGUUCAAUCAAGCAUCAACGACUCCUAUGCCCCAGGCUUCUUCUCACGGUUACAUACAGCCGAAUCAGCCGAGUCAGGGAUCUGUGCCGCAGGGUCCAAUGCGCGGCUAUACUCCGGCACCACAGAAUCAGAUGAACGUGGCGCAAAACCAGUCCAAUUAUCCGGCCAAUCAACCUGCGCAAAACGUCAACGCACAGAAUCAAACGCAUAGGUAUCCUCCGGAUCAGCAGGGUUCGACGUCGAAUUCGCAGAACGAGGUUCACACAGGAUAUGGACAUCAUAUGGUGUCCCAAGCCACAGCUUCCAAUCAGACAACGCCGUAUCCUCCACAGAAUCAGCAGAAUCCAGCGGCUCCGCAGUCUAAUCAGACUCACUCUGGUUAUUCGUCAAACCAUCCUGGUACGAUGCCGCAGACUCCCGUUGCUCAUCGAUACGGUACCGCACAACAGACGCAGGUGGCUCAGAAUCAGACUAUGACCCAGUAUUCACCGAAUCAACCACAACAAUCCAAUCCGUCACUAGGUCCCAGCGAUCAACUCUACUCCAGAUCAGAUGUGACUGCGGUGUCGCAGCAAACGCAAGGUUACGCUCCAACCGCGAACGAAUUUUCGAACGAUCGUUCAGCUGGAGGUGCUGCUAACAAUUCCGGGAACAAUUACACCGUCAAUCAAUCGCAAACGCAGAAUCCCGUUAUGCCGAGUUAUUCGUCGGAUGGCUCGAAUCCAACGACGUCGGUCGGACAGAUGAAGAACGCGGACGAUCCCUACUGUAAUUAUCCGCAACGCAAUUAUCCGCAAGCGUUUCGGUCGGAUCAGCAGUGCAAUGACUCGUAUUACAGAGAUCAGAUGAAUCCGGGUGUGAAUCGUUAUCAGAACAAUUACUUUCCGCCGCAAAAUUAUCCGAAUCAAUCGUACGAUUAUGCUAAUCAUAAUUCGGACAUGAAUUCACGGUCCGACGAGUCUGCGAAAACUGCUUCUCAGAAGUCCGGUACUCAUUCUUCACCAUGCAACAAAAACAGUAAAGACAUGACAUCCAGUAUCGGCGUGCAAAGUCAACCGAUGCAUCCGAGUAAUUUCAGCGGCACGCCGAAUUAUAUGACGGAAUCAAAUCGCCAGAGUUCGGCGACUCCUGCGCCCAGACAACCGGGACAGGGGAUUAAUUCAGCGAACAGUCCUCGAUUGAAUCAGAAUGAAUUAUUGAAGGAGGAUGAGAGAGAAAAAGAAGAUCAACUGGAAAAGGAUAAGGAGGAUAAAUCUGAUGACGAGAUUCUUACGAAAGACGAGGAGAAAGAUUGUAAGAGUUCUCCUAUGGGAAAGGAAGACCCUGGAAUUCCAUAUGACUGGGCGACAGAGUUGAUGAAGAACUACAUACCUGGGUUGAUAGACGCGUCUGGAAAAAUGACUAUCUUCUUUUGCAUCCUCGAGGAAGCUAUCAAACUGGGAGAUCGUGUGCUCGCAUUCUCGCAGUCGUUGUUUACAUUGAAUCUCAUAGAGGACUUUUUAGCGCGAAAUAGCUUAAAGUAUCCAGAUGGACAGACUGAUGCUUGGAUCAAGAAUGUGAAUUAUUAUAGAUUAGAUGGAAGCACCAGCGCUUUAGAGCGCGAGAAACUGAUCAACGAAUUCAACAAUAAUCCAAAGAUUCAUUUAUUUCUAGUUUCGACACGGGCAGGUUCACUGGGUAUUAAUCUCGUCGGCGCAAAUCGCGCGAUCGUAUUCGAUGCUUCUUGGAACCCGUGUCACGACACACAAGCUGUGUGUAGAGUCUACAGGUACGGCCAGCAGAAGCCGUGCUUUGUUUAUCGAUUAGUUACCGAUAAUUGUCUGGAAAGAAAGAUCUACGACCGACAGAUUAGUAAACAAGGUAUGGCGGAUCGGGUGGUCGAUCAGUGCAAUCCUGACGCGCAUCUUUCGCUGAAAGAGGCGACGACAUUGUCAUGGGAUUGGGAAGAGGACAGCCAAGUACAAGAUUUCUCGCAGACCAAGGACAGUUACACGGACCAAGUUAUGCAUUGUGUAUUAGAACGCCAUUCCUCAUUGUUAACGAAGCAACCAUUUCAUCACGAGAGUUUGCUCGUCGAUCGGAAAGAUAAGAAACUUAGUCAGGCUGAGAAGCGAUUAGCUCGUCGCGGUUAUGAGCUUGAGAAGAUGGCAGCUAAUUCAAGGCCGAGUUAUAAUUAUGUUCCAGGAAAUACAGCUACGCGAGCAGGUGGUUUACAAAUUAGGGCGAUUCGCGGCGGUGAUGGAGGAGGACCUACGCCAAAACCUGUUGCUUCCGUCAGACCAAUGCAACAACGAGGAGCUGAAGGAUUAGGUCCGCGAAAUGUAACUGGUAGUAGAUGGAUUCCGGCAGAGGUGUGGCAAAGGCAAGGGAUGAGCGCGCAAGAGAUGACGCUACCUUUGGAUGUGGUCAUUCCGACCAAUUCUCCGGAUAAAGGAAGCAUCGUUUUGAAAGCAGGACAACGGGUUAUGGUUUUAAAGAGUCCAAAGGGCAUUUAUAUGCAACUCGAAUCCGGCAAAAUUAUAGCGAUUCGUACUGCGCUUAAAUUGAAUCAGCAAAAACGGGAUGAAGAGCCGAAGAAAGGUGUUUCCUCGAUGAUACAGAGGAAUUCUAAAUCUGAAGUUGGCUUUCCCUUACGAAAUAAUUCUGCUAUUUCCAUAAUACCCAAAUCCUCUUCGAGUAAUCAGGCUAGUCGACUUCCCACUAAACCAUCACCGGGUCCAGGUUAUAAGCCAUUUGGCGAUAAAGAAACUUCUAAGAGACCGAAACCAGUCGCUACAGCGGCUGCCAAACCGUAUUUGAGUCAAGUAAAUCUGACUAACCAGGUCUCUUUGUCGAGGUUACCGAAAGUGAAACAAGAACCGGUGGAUCAUUCCACACUCGGAGAUAAUUCUAAUUCGUCCGAUGGUCAACUGAGAACCGAACAACGAGUCGAGGAAGUUAGAUUGGAGGAUGUAGUAGCCGAAGUGAGCUCAAACACCGAGUACAGUCCAUCUAAUCAUACUCGUAAUACCAAUUCGGAUACGGACACGUCUUUACCGAAAUCUUCCGAAGAAGGCACUCAGGUUUACACACCCGACACCGUCUCAUUAGCGCAAAGCGUGCAAACGCAACAUGAUCAGCCCGAACCGGAACUACCAUUGACCGUCGACAAACAAUGUUCCCCACCGGAGAAGGAAGCUUCCAAGUCAGAUACAUUAACAAAUUAUAGUCGGCCUUUUCAUAGCCAGACAGAGAAACGAGAUGCUACUAACGAUGAUAUCAUCAUUGAAGAAUCGUCGCAAGUAACGCCGCAGGUAGCGACACAAACCCAUGUGACCACUUCUGGAUCGAUACCACCAUCUUUGUUAGCACCGUUACCAGUAUCAUCAGCUGUAUCAGCACCAUCAACAAUGCCAGUAUUGCCGAAUAUCCCAGUAACAUCAAGCAUGCCAUCGAUACCAUCAAGUAUACCGUCAAGUAUACCGUCAAGUAUACCGUCGAACAUGUCGUCGAACAUGUCGAGCAUGUCGUCGAGCCUGCCGUCGAGUAUGCCGUCGAAUAUGUCAACAAAUUUGCCGUCGAGUAUGCCGUCGAGCAUGCCAUCUAGCAUAUCAUCGAGCAUGCCGUCGAGUAUGCCGAUACCAUCGAGCAUGCCGAUACCAUCGACCAUGCCGAUGCCGUCGAUGCCGGUACUAUCUGUACCUGUAAGAGGUCCAGAAACGCAUAAAAACAGCGCUGAUUCAUCCGUCGUCACGCCAUCGACUGUCUCAGUGUGCACGAGUACUAACAUUACCUCUCCAAAGAGCGUCGAACCGACUCCGAGUAUGCGAGAUAAUGUGAUACAGGGAGAUCCAACAACGCCGAAUGUACCCCAAGGGUAUCCUUACGCGCAGUAUCCGAGAUACUACGACUACAGCGAUCCACGAUCCCGCUCGCUAUCCAAUCCUUACGGCACUUACUUUCCCAGCGUUCCACCGCACACGGCCAAUCCUCCCAGCAGCAGACUGCCAAUAGACACGACGAAACCUCAGCCGGAUUUAGGAAAGCCUACGGAUGAAAGAAACGUGAUGAACGUGCCUACCGCUUACUCUUCACAAGUACCGAGCAUUACUGCCAAAACGUUAACGAGCAACUCCGCGACGGAGUCUAAGGGUACGGACACUGCAGCUGUGACUACGACGGUGGCCUCCUCGACUAGAGACGAGACUGCGCAUAUACCUACCGCAUUUAGCCAUCCCACUAGCACGCGAUACCCGGGGCCGUAUCCACCAGGCCCGUAUGAUCCAUACUCGCAGCAUUAUCCACCGGCGCCUGGCUCAUCCGCAGCGUAUCCUCCAGGUGGAGCACCCGGUUAUCCAACAUACGGUGGACCAAGUUACAACACGGAUUAUGCUCGUAUGUACUCGGCGUUUCAUGGUCCGCCACCUCCAACGGAUCCUUACAUGCACAGAGGAUACGCUCCUCCCUCUUCGCAUCCACCUAAUUAUUACUCGCCGUUUCCGCAUCCUCCGCCGCCCUAUCCCAACUACUCUUUUCUGCCGUAUCCGAACCCCAAUAUGUCGAGCGAGCCUCAACCACCCGCUCAGUAAGGAAGCAACGCGUUUAAGAGUAAUCCUAGGUUAAAGAUAAUGAAGAACGAAAAAGUUAUCGCAAAGCCCGCGGCUCCGAAGCUUAAUAGACUGAAGCUGUAAAACGCAUCGAUGUAAAUAUUUAGUCACAAAUAUUGAGAUAUUAAGAAGAGAUGUUUGAAUUGUCGAGAUUACUCGAGUACUUUGCGAUAUAUAAUUGAUAUAUAUAUAAGGUGAUUAAGGAGGGCGAGCGUAAAUAGCCCUAAUUAACAUUGAACCGUGCAAUCUGUUGAACUGUUCAUAAUAUUUUAACUUGGCUGUCGAUGGCCGUUUUUGCGAUGCGUUCUUUGUUCACUAGUUAACUUCACUGAGAAAAAAAUGUACAUCUAGCGGUAUAAAUUCCUUCUUUAUUUAAUUCUCCAAUCUCAUAAGAGCGAUGUCAAGUAAGAUUUUUUACGAAUGCUUAGAUUAUGCGACUUAGAUUGCAAUAUGUUUCACGCUAUAAUCGCGAUUAAUUGCGUUUCUCGCAACUUUUUCUACUUUUUGUACUUGCAUGAUGUCAUUUGCCGAAUUAGCCUUUCGUCAAUAGCUUCUUAACAUUGGAAUUGAUUAGUUUAUUGAUGACAUAUAACUUUGGGAAGAUUGAAGGAGUAAAGCGUAUGUGAAGAAAAGUAUUGCAUACUAUCAUUCAGCUUCACAAUGUUAUGAAUGUAAUGUUACAUUCAGCCAUUUAACUCAUUUUUAUAUAAUUCUUAUAAUUAAGAGGGGGAGAGAGUCAUUUCCAAUGGAACAAAAUUCUCGUGAUUGAUUGAUGACAUGUGUCUAUUUACAUAAAACUGAACUUUAUGAGUUAGAAAUGCCAAGUGGUUAAGCAAAGAUUUGAGAUUAAAUUUUUUUUUUUUUUUUUUUUUUAAAGACUCGAUUAUCGAUUGAUAUUAAUCAACAAUGAUGUUUUACAUUAAGAGUAAUACAUUAAGGAAUUAAUUUUAGUUUUUGUAAAUUUGUAAAUUUAGUUUUUUUUUCAGGUGAUUUUUAGCUUGUUACCUGAGACUCUUAAUUUUAAGAGUGAGAUACAAAAAAAUACACUUCCAUGACAAAUUCUUGAUGAUUUUGAAAUUAAUCGACUGAUCCCCCUCAAAUGGUACGGCAAGAGUAAUGGAUUUGCAAGCUAUAUGAAUCAUUUAAAAUUAUAUUAUAAAAUGCAAGUUGUUUGUUGAAAUAUUCAUAUGUAUGGAAUGUAUUGGAAUGUAUUUGUCCAACGAAAUGCUUUUUUCUAUUCUGCCACAUGAUGUACUUUAUAUAUUAUAGCGAUAUAUUUGACUGUUGCAAUUCUUAGUGAAUCAGUCAUUUUACUCUCAAAUGAUGUAGCUAAAAAUUUUAUUUGUAUAUAACAUGUAUAUACAUGUUUAAUUUAGAACCUAUUUGAACCAUAAUUGUAAUUACAAAACAUUUUUUUGAUGUUUGCGAUAUUUUUUUUAUUUUUAAAU
Messenger RNA from Nylanderia fulva, 11523 nucleotides. RefSeq lists its product as uncharacterized. The record is from RefSeq and is a predicted model, not a curated record. NCBI's taxonomy places the organism in Eukaryota, Metazoa, Arthropoda, Insecta, Hymenoptera, Formicidae. Gene Ontology annotation, cellular component: nucleus. Gene Ontology annotation, molecular function: ATP hydrolysis activity; ATP binding.